AUGCCGUCCAAGGAGUCGAAAUUCGUGGUGGGCAAGCCCUGGGGGCCCUUUCUUACCCCCGGCGACCCUGACGACCAGUGGGCCUUGACCAAGACUAAAUCCGCCGGUGGGCUCUCGUUGUCGCGCACCCCGAGUACCACACAGAGAAUUAAGCGCCAUUGGAAGCGUUUUUGGUUUGUGUAUUGUGUUGGCAACGUCAUCUUCCUUGCCAUCUUUCUUCCAGUUUUCUUCCUUGUUGCCAUCCCCGCAAUUGCCCAGCUGGUCGUCAAUAAAUCAGAUCUAGUGCUGACGGAAGCCAUCUUGACCCAACCAAAGCCUGAUAGUGUGCAAUUAACGCUCCAAACCAAAGUCGACUUGCACCUGGCACUUACGGCACGAAUUGAAGAUCUCCCUCUGUACUUAUAUCAGAAAGACUACGGGGAGAAAUAUCCCUACGCCUCUUUCACCAUUCCUGGGAAAAAGAUCAGGGGCAAUACUACGUUGGGUGUAAACGACAUCCACUCGCCCAUCCUGAACCAGACCACCUGGGAGGAAUUCGUGCACCAAAUCAUUUUCCAAAAGGAAACCUCAUUGUGGGUUCAUGGCCAAACAAACACAUACUUGGGCGUGCUGAAGUCGCAUGUGAAGUUGAACAAGGCCAUUAAAACCCAGAGUCUGAACCAGUUCGAAGGAUUCAGCAUUGCUAAUGCAGGACUCGUGUUCAAUCAAUCCGAUGGACACAACUUUGAAGGCAACUUGACUCUGCCUAACCCAACUCACCUCACUUUUCAACCGGCGGCGUCGUUCUCGGAAACGCCACCAUUGAAAAUGUCGAAUUAUUCCCCGGCACAAAUGCCUUUCCCCUUAAAAGGAAUCCUCGACAUCUCCACAGCUAUCAAGCAUCUAGGAGGUCUAUUAAAGACUGAGGCCAAAGCCCUGAAGGGCGGCAACCUGACCCUCGAUGCAAUCACCCAAGAAGUCCACUACGACAAUGAAUUAAUCCCAUGGUACACCAACGUGCUGCGGCAACUCACGCUCACAUCUGAAAUCCCGCUCAAGGGUCUGAUCAACAACACGAUUGCGAACCUCAAAUCCCAAACCAACUUCACAUCCACCCUGAAGGGGUUGAAUUUAUCUAGUCUGCAAGGGAUGGGGUCGGACUCGGGUUCUGGGAAGGUUUCGCGAUCUGAGGGCGAUUCCGAUGGGCCCGUGAGUGUUGCGACGCUGAUGCGCCGCAGCAAGUACAUCCAAGAAGCUUUUGAGGGUGUAGACCCUGUAGAGCGGGACUUCAUGAUUGACUCGUUCUCUGGCUUUUAUUCCUAA
This is a messenger RNA of Penicillium chermesinum, 1302 nucleotides long. Its product is annotated as DUF3712 domain-containing protein. Lineage: Eukaryota; Fungi; Ascomycota; Eurotiomycetes; Eurotiales; Aspergillaceae. The coding region runs from base 1 to 1302 and encodes 433 amino acids. The transcript has 4 exons. Gene Ontology annotation, cellular component: fungal-type vacuole membrane. The record is from RefSeq and is a predicted model, not a curated record.